UCAGUCUUUUGCAUUUUCUGUUCGAUACAUUUUUUUUUAAAACUUUCUCAAAAUUGCAGGGUUGUGGUUUCCCAGAAAAAUGACGAUGACUCUUUAGCCUGGGAACUAGCUUGGAUAUGCAGUUCACUUUAUUCCAACAAUGCUUUAUCAGUGGUAAUGCAUGAAGGAAUCAAAUGUUCUCAUUAGGAGCAGUGAUGGGAAAGUCCUGUCACCCACCACAUGCCGUGUCCUCAGCACCCAGUACUUGUUUGUCUUGUUGCAAGGGUCAAAAGGUUUCCCAGAACUGUUUUACACUGGUUACCAGUUGCUUACAUACAGUAUAAAUACAACCUUGUCCUUAAAACAAGAUUGACCCACACAACAUACAUCAUGAGGAGCCUAGUGGUUCUCACUUUAGUAGUUACUACCGCAUAUGGAUGUGGUCUUCCUACUCCCCCCCCCCCCAUGCUUAGCAGAGUGGUGGCAGGAGAGGACGUCAGGCCCCACAGCUGGCCCUGGCAGAUCUCACUCCAGUCAGACAGUAGUGGGCGCUGGAGGCAUGUCUGUGGAGGAAGUCUUCUCUCUUCUGAGUGGGUCCUCACUGCUGCACACUGCAUCAAUGACCGCUACAACUACAGAGUGGAGCUGGGUAAACACAGCCUGAUGACAAGUGAGGAGGGCUCCAUGGCUCUGACGGCAGCUAAAACCAUUACUCAUGAGGAUUACAACAUCCUGCUCAGCCGUAAUGAUAUCGCUCUCAUCAAGCUGUCUUCUCCUGUUACUUUCUCUGACACAAUCAUGCCUGCCUGCAUCCCAGACGAGGGCAUGGUCCUGCCCCAUGGCGCUCCCUGCUAUGUCACUGGCUGGGGUCGCCUCUCCACUGAUGGUCCUCCAGCUGACAUCCUGCAGCAGGCCCUCCUUCCAGUGGUAAGCCAUGACAUCUGUUCACAGCAUGACUGGUGGAGCGUCCUGGCAACAGACAAGAUGGUGUGUGCUGGAGGUGAUGGCAUCACUGCUGGUUGUAAUGGAGACUCUGGUGGUCCACUGAACUGUCAGAACCCUGAUGGCUCAUGGGACGUCCAUGGUGUUGUGAGCUUUGGUUCUGGUCAAGGCUGCAAUGUGUUCCAGAAACCCACCGUCUUCACAAAAGUCAAUUCCUACAUCGACUGGAUGAACACAGUUAUGACCACCAACUGAAGAAGAUAUUCAAGAGCUAUUGGCAGAAAUAUGAACAACUGUUAUUGAUAACGUACUCUCUUUUAUCUGUCAAAUAAGAAGAGAGGUACUGUUUAGUGGUGCGAAUGAGUGCAAUUCCACUGACUGUCAAUGUAGAGCUUUAAUACUCUGUGUGCUGCACACUUCAAAUAAAAGCAUUUUUAAC
This is a messenger RNA of Cheilinus undulatus (humphead wrasse), 1360 nucleotides long. Its product is annotated as chymotrypsin-like elastase family member 2A. The transcript has 8 exons. Gene Ontology annotation, molecular function: serine-type endopeptidase activity. The record is from RefSeq and is a predicted model, not a curated record. Gene Ontology annotation, biological process: proteolysis. The coding region runs from base 220 to 1176 and encodes 318 amino acids. NCBI's taxonomy places the organism in Eukaryota, Metazoa, Chordata, Actinopteri, Labriformes, Labridae.